AUGAACAAGUCAAUUGUCAUCUUUUUGGCGGUUUGCCUAAUCAGUGUCCACGCUUUUGUGAAACGUGAUACAGAAAAUGCAAAUCAAUUAGACACCUUAUCAAAACAAGUCCAGGAUUUCGCUGAAAACGUAAAUAAGCAAUUGGGAAGCGCUUUUGACCCAGACAAUAUAAAGAAAAAUUUUAACGAUGCGAUUGAUAGCAUUAAGAAAGCUGUUGAUAGCAUUGGAGCUAAAGAACCAGCCAAAGAAACAUAA
Molecule: messenger RNA, 255 nt
Organism: Pieris macdunnoughi
Lineage: Eukaryota; Metazoa; Arthropoda; Insecta; Lepidoptera; Pieridae
Source: the annotation of a GenBank genome assembly